This is a messenger RNA of Ilyonectria robusta, 2040 nucleotides long. Its product is annotated as Sodium:solute symporter family-domain-containing protein. The transcript has 3 exons. Gene Ontology annotation, molecular function: urea transmembrane transporter activity; putrescine transmembrane transporter activity; spermidine transmembrane transporter activity. Bases 1 to 2040 code for a protein of 679 amino acids. Gene Ontology annotation, cellular component: plasma membrane. The record is from RefSeq and is a predicted model, not a curated record. Gene Ontology annotation, biological process: spermidine transport; urea transmembrane transport; putrescine transport. NCBI's taxonomy places the organism in Eukaryota, Fungi, Ascomycota, Sordariomycetes, Hypocreales, Nectriaceae.
AUGGCAGGCUCAGGGACCCCGGCUCUAAGCCAGGGAGUAGGCUAUGGCAUCGUCUUGGGUGUUGGCAUUGCCUUUGCAAUCUUCAUGAUCUCUCUCACGCAUAUCCUCAAGCGCUUCAAUGGCGAGGUUCAAACUUCCGAAAUGUUCACCACGGCUGGCCGCUCUGUGAAGUCGGGCCUCGUCGCAGCCGCCGUCGUCUCCUCCUGGACCUGGGCAGCCACUCUCCUCCAGAGUUCUGGCGUUUGUUACCGAUACGGCGUUUCUGGCCCAUUCUGGUAUGCCUCUGGUGCGACUGUGCAAAUCUUGCUGUUUGCUACACUCGCUAUCAUGCUCAAGAAGCGCGCCCCUAAUGCCCACACCUUCCUAGAGGUCAUCAAGGCUCGCUAUGGAAGCGGGGCUCACUUCACAUUCAUCGUCUUUGGCCUUGUUACCAAUGUGCUCGUGUCUCUGAUGCUCAUUUCUGGUGGCGCUGCCACCAUCAAUGCGCUGACCGGCAUGCACACCAUCGCGGCCAUCUUCCUACUUCCCGUAGGAGUUGUGGCCUAUACCUUUAUUGGCGGAUUGAAAGCCACAUUUAUUACGGACUUUAUCCAUGGAGCCGUGGUCCUCAUUAUCAUCAUUAUAUUUGCGCUGACGGCCUACGCGACCUCAGAUGUCCUCGGCAGCCCCGGUGCUGUAUAUGACCUCCUGGUCGAGGCCAGUAAAGCGCACCCCGUUGAGGGAAAUGAAGAAGGUAGCUAUCUGACAAUGCGCUCCCAAGGCGGCGUGAUCUUCUUCAUCAUCAACAUUGUCGGCAACUUUGGUACUGUCUUCCUCGACAACGGCUACUACAACAAGGCCAUUGCCGCUCACCCAGUCCAUGCUCUUCCGGGAUACAUUAUGGGAGGACUUGCAUGGUUCGCCAUUCCCUGGCUGACGGCUACCGCUCUUGGUCUUUCUGCCUUGGCCCUCGAGUCGAACCCUCGGUUCCCCACGUAUCCUGACCGCAUGACUGAGGCCGAUAUCUCCGCUGGCCUCGUCUUGCCAUAUGCGUCGGUGGCCCUUCUUGGAAAGGGAGGUGCUAUUGCCACCCUACUCGUGGUCUUCCUGGCCGUGACGUCGUCCUUCAACUCAGAGUUGGUUGCGACAUCCUCUAUCUUUACUUACGACAUCUACCGCACCUACUUCCGACCUAACGCCAGCGGUAAGAGCCUCAUUUGGAUGUCUCAUGCCUGCAUGGUCGUAUACGCCCUCGUUAUUUGCUGCAUCUCUGUUGGCCUAUGGCACAACGGCAUUUCUAUGGGCUACCUCUACCUCCUUAUGGGUGUCCUCAUCUCUGCGGCUGUGCUCCCGGCCACUCUGACACUCAUUUGGAAUGGCCAGAACCGAUGGGCUGCAACUAUUUCGCCCAUUCUAGGCACAUCUUGCGCCAUCAUUGCCUGGCUGGUGACGGCGAGCAAGUCGUGUGGCAAGCUCGAUGUGGUCUGUACCGGGUCCAAUAACCCCAUGUUGGCUGGCAACAUCACUGCUUUGCUAUCUCCUGUCGUUUUUAUUCCUGUCCUUUGUCUCAUAUUUGGGGUUGACAAGUAUGACUGGCAAUCAAUGAUGGAUAUCCGCCAGGCAGAUGACCACGAAAUGGUUAAGGAAGCCGGUGUGGAUGAGGAAGCUCAGCACCGGGUUGAGGCGCCCCAGCAAGUCGACUUUGAAGAAGAGCAAAUAAAGCUUGCUCGGGCAUUCAAGAUUGCCAGUAGCAUUACCAUUGUUAUGACUGUGUCCCUCUUGGUGCUGUGGCCGAUGCCCAUGUUCGCCUCACGGUACAUCUUCUCUAAGUCCUUCUUCACGGGUUGGGUUUCGGUGGGUAUGAUCUGGAUUUUCUGUUCCUUCCUCGCUGUUGGCAUCUACCCUCUUUGGGAGAGCCGUGCCACUAUCGCGCGUGUUUGUACCUCGAUGGUCAAGGGCAAACGGCCAAAUGCUAUAAUGCAAGGUGAGCCAGCUCUGACGGAUGGACCUAGUGGAACGGUGACGCCGGAGAAGAAGGGACUUAGGGCCAGUGUGGAAUAG